Molecule: messenger RNA, 699 nt
Organism: Heterobasidion irregulare TC 32-1
Lineage: Eukaryota; Fungi; Basidiomycota; Agaricomycetes; Russulales; Bondarzewiaceae
Exons: 3
Coding region: 1-699 (232 amino acids)
Source: RefSeq, a predicted model, not a curated record
AUGAACGCGCGCGUCUACCGUCAACGAUGUAGCCGGCCAGCCAUCGGGCCUCGUCCGCACCCGACCGAUGAAGGAAAAAAAAAGCGGGUGCGGAUCGCGCACGGCGCACACGCACGGGCGCGCACUAGAAAGAGCGGCCCGCCCGCUCUCGCUCUCUCGUCCGUUUCUCGUAUGCGCUCGUCGACGGAGGGCCUGAGCAUGCCGGGGCCCGCCUCCCCGCCGACUCACCUCGACAUCGCGCGCGCAUCCCACACCGCCGCCGAUCCGCGCCCCUGCGCACUCUCGGAAUCGAGCCCCUCGCAGGCCUCCAAGCUCCAACGCGCGGCUCUCCCGUCCCCGCCCUUGUUCGCGCCGCCGCGCACGCAGGGCCUCCGACGCGUCAGGAGUCAGCGCGCCCCCGAUGCGUGGUCAGCGCGCGCAGGCGGGCGAAUCAUUUCAACGCCCUCGAGUCCCGAGUCCCGCGUCCCGAGUCCAAUUCCCAAACCGGAGGCAGCGCCGUCGGGUCGCUCGCCGCCGACAAAGGAGCCUGCAUCGUUCGGCGCGGCGCGGGCCCCGCUCAGUUCCCACACGGAUCCGGCGAGCGCCGCAGGCGCGUCUGUCUCGGAUGCACGACGCGUUUGCGCUGUCAAAGCCAAAACGACGGGGGCAGGGCCGGAGCGGCUCCGCGAAGCUCGCGCCGUUACGCUUGAGCGCGGAUGA